Molecule: messenger RNA, 2599 nt
Organism: Nyctereutes procyonoides (raccoon dog)
Lineage: Eukaryota; Metazoa; Chordata; Mammalia; Carnivora; Canidae
Gene: MINDY1
Product: MINDY lysine 48 deubiquitinase 1
Exons: 11
Coding region: 758-2146 (462 amino acids)
Biological process (GO): protein K48-linked deubiquitination
Cellular component (GO): cell periphery; cytosol
Molecular function (GO): cysteine-type carboxypeptidase activity; K48-linked deubiquitinase activity; cysteine-type deubiquitinase activity
Source: RefSeq, a predicted model, not a curated record
GGCAGGCGGAGGGAAGAGAAAGGGUCUGUUGUUUUUCUUUCCUUGUUUCUCUCUCCCUCACUGCUAAUCACCAAGCUGCUGACCAGGUCAGAAAGCCCUGAUAGAAAAUCUCCAGUGCUGGGCAAGCCCCUCCUCCUCCAGGGAGCUUGUCCUUGACUAAUUUUUCUUUGUCCCAUGGGAAAAAAAAGAGAGAGAGAAAGAGAGAGAGAGAGAGAGAGAGAAAGAAAAAAGAAAAACCACAAACUUCCUUUGAAAAUUAGCUCAGAGUCAGGGCCUGGAGCGCACGCCCUAGACUCAGCCACUCAGGAAUCCUGAAGACACUCCGAGCGACCUGGGAGCACCUGGGCUGCACUCCUGCCUGCCUCCACCCUUCUCUGGUGACCCCAGUCGUGGAUGUGAGCCCGGAAGUGGCCACGACCACGCCAGGACAGCUGCUUGUAAACCUGUGUAGACCUGUGUAAGCUCUGGCCUUGACAGCUGGAAGGCAGCUGGGGCUGCGGUAGCGCCCCUCGUUGUAGCCACCUUCCUGACUGAAUAGCCCUUCUGGACCUUCCUCUCAGUCCUGGAACAGCACCCACUUCUUUAAGGGAAGCUGACUCCUUCCAAUGACUUCAAUCCCAUCAGAAUCCUGCCUUUCAACCUGAAAGCCCUGUACCCUCAUUGGUUCCAUGUGGUCACAGCAAGUUAGAGCCUAGAUUAGGUAACUCCCUGAGGACAGGAAAGUCUUUUGGUGCCCUUCAGUUGACCUAUUCUGACCAUGGAACACCAUCAACCCGAGCAUUCAGCCGCUGGUGAGGGCAGGAUUACAGAAGCAGUCAGCCCUGAAAACCGUGAGGUCCUGUCACAACUGGAUGAGCACCCCCAGGACAAGGAUACUGGAGAUGGGGCAGCUGGAGAACAGGAGCCAGUAGGCCACGCUUCGCUGCUGGCCGAGGGCCAGGAUCACCUUGAGUCCCCUCCACCUGAUGCUAGUUCAAGCCAACUGGGGCCAGCCCACGGGACACAGCCUGAAGUAGAGACAUUGGGAGCAUGCUCCAGGCAGGAGCUUCCCCUGCCCCCUAGGGCCCGACAGCCUGAGCUAGAUUUCUACUGUGUAAAGUGGAUCCCCUGGAAGGGAGAACGGACACCCAUCAUCACCCAGAGCACUAAUGGCCCUUGUCCUCUCCUUGCCAUCAUGAACAUCCUCUUUCUUCAGUGGAAGGUGAAGCUGCCCCCCCAGAAGGAAGUGAUUACAUCAGAUGAGCUCAUGGCCCAUCUUGGAGACUGCCUCCUGUCCAUCAGGCCUCAGGAGAAGUCAGAGGGACUUCAGCUUAAUUUUCAGCAGAAUGUGGACGACGCGAUGACAGUGUUGCCUAAGCUGGCCACGGGGCUGGAUGUCAAUGUGCGAUUCACAGGGGUCUCUGAUUUUGAGUAUACUCCUGAGUGCAGUAUCUUUGACCUCCUUGGCAUACCUCUGUACCAUGGCUGGCUUGUUGAUCCACAGAGCCCUGAGGCUGUGAGUGCAGUUGGGAAACUGAGUUACAACCAGCUGGUGGAGAAGAUCAUCACCUGCAAGCACUCUAGUGACACCAACCUGGUGACAGAAGGCCUGAUCGCAGAGCAGUUCCUGGAGACCACCGCAGCACAGCUGACCUACCAUGGACUGUGCGAGCUAACAGCAGCUGCCAAGGAGGGUGAACUUAGUGUCUUUUUUCGAAACAACCACUUCAGCACUAUGACUAAGCACAAGAGUCACUUGUACCUACUGGUCACUGACCAGGGAUUUCUGCAGGAGGAGCAAGUGGUGUGGGAGAGCCUGCACAAUGUGGAUGGUGACAGCUGCUUCUGCGACUCUGACUUCCACCUGAGCCAUUCCCUGGGCAAAGGGCCCGGAGCAGGAGGGGGCAGUGGCUCCCCCAAAGAGCUGCGGCAGGUAGACCAGGACUACCUGAUUGCCUUGUCCCUCCAGCAACAGCCACAGGGCACGUUGGGUCUCAGUGACUUGGAGCUGGCCCAGCGGCUUCAGCAAGAGGAGUACCAGCAGCAACAAGCAGUCCAGCCUGCACCAGUGCGGGCCUCACCACAGGGGAGAGGAGCCGCAUCUGGACGUCCAGUCGGGGAGCGUCGUCAGAGGCCGAAACAAGAGUCAGAUUGUGUCCUCCUGUAGCUUGGCCCCAUGCUGGGGCUGCCCUGCCUCUUCUUUUAGAGGUGACGGCUCUUCUGCUUGCUCCCCCAGCUCAAGCCCUGAGAUAUGCAGGGUAACGCAUUUAUAGACUGUUGGGGAUCAGAGCGGGCAGUAAAUGCCAAGGUCAGACUCAGUAAUAUCCUGCCCUCAUGUGCUGCCACCUUCUCUCUGCCUCCCAGUCAUCCAGGGCAACAUUGGGGUUGGUGGGGUGAGGAUUCCUAGUUCCCAGCUCCUGCUCCCCAGUACAGUCACACUAAUAUACAGACUCAGGCUCCAGGGUGAGGUCCCUGUCUAGAAUGCAUCUUCCCUGCUUCUACCCCUGACUGGCUGGGUCAUUGGUGAUCCUGCUGGCCUGUCUCCCGAUUGUUUCAGGGUUUCUAUCUCCAUUAUUUGUAAUGCUUUCCUAGGGGUUUGGAAAUAAAACUUCUUUCUUGA